This is a messenger RNA of Pseudocercospora fijiensis CIRAD86, 528 nucleotides long. RefSeq lists its product as uncharacterized. NCBI's taxonomy places the organism in Eukaryota, Fungi, Ascomycota, Dothideomycetes, Mycosphaerellales, Mycosphaerellaceae. The coding region runs from base 1 to 528 and encodes 175 amino acids. The transcript is spliced from 7 exons. The record is from RefSeq and is a predicted model, not a curated record.
AUGGAAUCUGGCAUUCAUUCACUACCACACUUGGCGAUGACGCCCGCCAUUGAGGGCAAUGAUGCUCCUCAUCCAUACACUUUACACUGGUAUGCGCUCUCAUCCACAGCUUUUACGCUCGUGUAUUCGUGUUAUGUCUUGAAUAUCGCUGGAAUCUCAUGCACCCUUCUUGCCACCUCCCGUGCGAAGCAGGUCACUCCUCGAUACCUUUCUGUGUACACUGACCCUCCACAACCUUCUCAAGUUUUCGAACGACCCCUGGCCUUCGCCUGUCGGAUCUAUGAUCUGCCUAUCAUAAUUGGACUCACAGCCAGUGUGCAUUUCGGUUUUAUUGUGAUCCUCGAGCAGAUCAUGAUUUUUAUCCUCCGAGUACUUAGAUUGGAACAAGACUUCAACCUCGAUGCCGUCUCCGGUCUGGAUAUUCGAGUAGCUCAUGGUGAUGAACACAGAGAAGAAAAGAACGUGGAGUGCCUUGUUGGUGUCUCCACACUAGAUACGCAUACCUGCAGCCUUGCGUUGAUCCAAUGA